Corylus avellana is the source of this 651-nucleotide messenger RNA. The record is from RefSeq and is a predicted model, not a curated record. NCBI's taxonomy places the organism in Eukaryota, Viridiplantae, Streptophyta, Magnoliopsida, Fagales, Betulaceae.
AUGAAAAUACAAUGUGACGUGUGCGAGAAAGUGGAGGCAGAGGUGCUAUGUUGCGCAGAUGAGGCGGUGCUAUGCAGGGGAUGCGAUCAUAAAGUCCAUGCAGCUAACAAGCUCUCACAAAAGCACGAGCGAGUUCUUCUCCUAAAAGACUCAUCAUCAUCAUUGUCCUCAUCGUCCACGUCAUCCUCCACCUCCUCCUCUUCCCAUGCGCAGCUACCUCCAUGUGAUAUCUGCAAGGAGAGAAACGGCUACUUCUUCUGCAUAGAAGAUAGAGCACUAUUCUGCAAGCACUGCGACGUUUCAACCCACAUGGGGAGCCCCUUCGCUUCAUCCCACCGACGAUUUCUUAUCACAGGCGUCAAAGUCGCCCUUCAACCUUCCAUUAACACCAAUGACAUAAUUAGCUCGCCCACUUCGGCUACUACUUCUUUCAAUUUUCCUGCAGACAACGAGAGCAGGGCGGCAAUGGCGCCAAUGAGCGUUGAAGCAGCGUCGACGACAGAAACUAGAGCUACCUUCUCAGGCGCUGAAGUUGAUCCAUUUGCAAUCGGACCUAGUAAUUGGUUACUGAAUGAGACGUUUGACCCGAAUGAUUUUAACUACUAUGAAUUUUCAGAAGUUGGAUCAUCAAGAAUAAGCACUACUCCAUGA